UUGGGGAAGUGACUGCCAAUGAGGGAGCAGGAGGGCCUCUGAGCCCACAGCCCUUUUCAGUGAACAGCUCCUAGCUCUGAGGUCUGAGAGAAAGGGGGAGUGGGUGCUGGAGUAAGGUCACCAUGGUAAUAGAGCUGUUUGGGGGAGUUCAGAUCAGGAGCCGUGUCUGUGCAGAAGUCAGAGACUGGUGUGAAGAACCAGGCAGGUGCUGAUAGGGGCAGACACCAGACAGGCCAGAGGGCCCAUGCGCUGGUCCAGAUGGCUAGCUACAGGAGAGGCAUGGAAGGUGAAGGGUUUGGCUCCUGCCAAGGCCUGGGCCCAGGCUGGAGGGUCAACCAUGGGCCCCAGACUCUCCCUCUUGGCACAUUGUGAGGGAGAGCCCCAGCAUCAUUGUGACCCGUUUACCCCCAGCAGCCUCUGGGACAAGCAGGAGGGCAGGUGGAUACUGGGGGCACAGUGGGCUGGGGGCCUAGGGGCCCCAGUGGCCCUAGGGACCCCCAUGGCUAUGGCUGAGUGGCCACCACCUGAGUGGGCCUCGUAUCACAGCCCCAACACCAACAACUGCCAGGAUCUGGGCAAUUCCUUCCUGUUGCUGCUGGGCCUUAUCGUCUGCAUUAACAUUGGCAUCAAUAUGGUGACACUGCUCUGGCACAGACUCCGUGGCUUCUUACACCAAGUGUUCCAUAUUGUUUGUGAGAAAGAAGCUUGUAAGUCAUCUUCGCUUGGGAAGCAGACCCAGCCCCGGAAGCAGAGCUUCCCGGCAGUCCACCUUCGAUGCACCCUGGACCCUGUGAAAAUGACUGUGACCCCUCCACCCACUCGCCGCCAUCGCCAUCGAGGUUCUUCAGCAUGCCGUGCCCACCGCCCAGUAGCCUGGGCCCCAGACACUGACAAUGACGAGAAGCUCCUACAUCAGCACCCAGUAAUCUGCUCCCACAACUGGGAUCGCCCCAAGGACUGGGAAGGCUUCCAAUCUCCCCAGGGGUUCUGGGCUCCCUGGGCCCAGGACACCGUGGAGCUGCCUUCCCAGACCAUCCGCUUCCAGCAGACUAUAGAGGAAAGACCCCUGAAAAGAGAGAUGCGGUCAGAGCUGGGCCUAGAGGCCUACGUGUACCCUGUGAACCCUCCACCCCCCAGCCCUCAGGCCCUGAGCCACAAGAACAGUGGGGGCAGGGCAGGGGCGGGGGCCAAGGUGGAGCAGGAGCAGUGCUCACCAGCCCCGCCAACCCCGCCACCCAUCCGGGGCCCAGCAAUCGUCCCUGAUAUCCCCCAGCGCCGCUCCUCAGGCCGCAUAGCGUAUGAUGCCCGCGAUGUGAGGCGGCGGCUUCGGGAGCUGACCCGGGAGGUAGAGGCCCUGUCCCACUGUUAUCCCUUGGCCUCCAGAUCCAGCACUGCUGAGGGGAUGGGCAAGGACUGGGUAUACCGUUCCCUGACAGAGAGGUGACUGGGAAAAGAAUAAAAAGGAGAGAGGAGGUGGUUUGUGGUGGUGUGGGGGGUGCCAGAGCCCACACCGCACCCAGAAGCCCUAGUUGCUAAGGGAAUGAUCUCCCUGGCAACAGGGCUAGCAAGCCCUGAGGACCCUCGUCAAACUCUUGGCCUCCUCAGCCCUUGUCCUCAGCCCUUUCCCAGGCCCUUCUUGCUGGUAAGACUCCCACCUGACUCUACCCUGUUUUAUUUAGUGCCGAGAGAAGCCCCCCGAAUCCCAACCCAGAUCCCCAGGCACUCUUGCACUAGAAGAGAAACCCUCAUCCCCAUGGCCCUAGCCCCUCAGAGAUGUGGUUCCUGCCAGAGCCCAGGUUUAGGCUGCAGCUAUGGGUGAGGUGUGGUUCCCUCUUAAGCCCUGGUUUCUUCGGGGAGGGAUCCUGAGAGUGACAGUAUCCAGGCCCUCACAGUUCCCCAGUCAGAAUCUGAAGCCCCUGUACCCUGGAGCAGGCUUGGAGCAGAGGAAGAGAUAUUGGGGACACUCUCAAGGGCUGCCUCAUCAUAACAUCACAGCCCUCUGUGACCUCACUCUUCUGAUUAGCACCUCCAUGUCACAAAUGCGACUGAGGCUCAGAAAGACCAAGUGACUUAUUCAUGGUCACAAGGGCACCAAGGAUCAACUUCACGGCCUCAGGUGCUCCAUCCCCCUCCUCUCACAGGUAGAUCCCCAUUGCCACUGAGUCAGCCUGGCCCAUCACAGUCUCCCACCUUCAGUCCACCAUGGAACUCAUCAGAAUAUCCCAUCCACUGGACAGCAGGGAAACCCUACUCCUAGACAGUUGGGAUCACACAUGCAUGCACACAUGUACAAGUGUGUGCACAUACACAACCCGGGAACAAGGAGCCAUGUGAGUGUGCCCAGGCUGAAGGAGCUGGACCUCACCUUCCAUACCAGAUGGGUUCCUGGAAUGUACUCAGGAUAGGUACAGGCCUUUUGUGAAUCGCCCUGCUUCUCUGAUGAUUUUCAUUCAACUAUCAUAAUUGAACAUUUUAAGUUGAUUCCAUUCAGUGAGUAUGCAUCGAGCACCUCCUAUGUGUUUGGAGGCUUGAUGGGAAAUGCCCACUGGCUGUUUCUCUAUUUUUUUUUUCUUUAUUGAAGUAACAUUGGUUUAUGACAUUAUAUAGAUUUUAGGUGUGAUCACCUGAAUUAUAAUUCGACUUCUGUAUAAAGUACAUCAUGUUCACCACCAAAAGCUGUUCCUCUGUUCUGCUGAAUUGUUCACUGUGCAAACAAAUGACUUGAGGUCCCCAGGGCACCA
Molecule: messenger RNA, 2741 nt
Organism: Equus quagga
Lineage: Eukaryota; Metazoa; Chordata; Mammalia; Perissodactyla; Equidae
Gene: SPEM1
Product: spermatid maturation 1
Exons: 3
Coding region: 245-1444 (399 amino acids)
Biological process (GO): flagellated sperm motility; sperm individualization
Cellular component (GO): cytoplasm
Source: RefSeq, a predicted model, not a curated record